Charadrius vociferus (killdeer) is the source of this 1479-nucleotide messenger RNA. It is a transcript of the gene ASB10, whose product is annotated as ankyrin repeat and SOCS box containing 10. The coding region runs from base 1 to 1479 and encodes 492 amino acids. Gene Ontology annotation, biological process: intracellular signal transduction. The transcript is spliced from 7 exons. Lineage: Eukaryota; Metazoa; Chordata; Aves; Charadriiformes; Charadriidae. The record is from RefSeq and is a predicted model, not a curated record. Gene Ontology annotation, molecular function: protein binding.
AUGGCGCAGAGCAGACUAGAUGAGUGGAAGUACUCUCGGCGUAGAAGGUCCCGGUACCACCACAGCGAGCACAGCCUGAGCCCAGUUGGCCAGCGAUGCCAGAACAGCCGCCUGGAGCCACUGGAGUGCCGGGAUCUGCUGGUACAGAACGCGCUCUUCACUGGGGACCUGGAGAUGGUGCAGAAGUACUUCACCAAGAGCGCAGCCAUCAAUCUCAUCAUUGAGAACAAGGGCGAUGAGCUGCGCUGGACUAGCAGGAAAUUUGGUGGAGGGUCCGGGUACUGUGUCAUGGGUGACAUCACGGGCAGAGAAGACAAGAGUCAGGAGCCCAUUUGCACGCGGAAGGCGGAUGGUCCUGCCCAGGUCUACUGGCAGGCCCUGCUGACUGGGGACCAGGGGGUCGUGGCCGAGAUCCUCAGCGACCCUCAGAACAACCUGAGUCCCAAUGCCGUAUUUGACACCAGUGACCUGGAAGAGUGGAAAAACUACCGCUUCAACUUCCGCCGGCUGACUGUCAACUUCGCACCAGGGGUUAAGACUGCCCUGCAUGAGGCUUGCGCAGCGGCCAGUACGGACUGUGUGCGACUGCUCCUCAGCUUUGGCGCUGACCCUGAGGCUGUCUCUGAGGAUGGCUACAAGCCCCUGCACCUCUGCAAGAGCCCCGACUCCCUCGAGUGCGUCCAGCAGCUGCUGCAGCAUGGCGCCAGCGUGAACAGUCGGACUGAGGAGGAAGACGACACAGCACUGCACGUAGCAGCACGCCAUGGCCUGACAGACCACGUCCAGCUGCUUCUGCGCUAUGGGGCAGAGCUGGAGGCAGAGAAUAAGGAGGGACAGACGCCCCUGAAUGCUGGCUGUGCUCAGCCCCAUCAGCCCCAGGACAUGGACCGCCACUACCGGGUCUGCCAGCUGCUGGUGGAGAGCGGUGCUAGCAUCAACGCUGCAGAUCGGGACCGCCAGCACCCACUUCACCUGGCCUGCAAGAAUGCCAAUGCUCAAAUAGUGGAGUUACUGCUGGCCCGGGGUGCAAAUGUCAACGUCAUGAACUACAGCGGCAACACGGCACUGCACAAUAUCUUGCAAGCAACUGCCUACAAGCUGGAGCACUGCCCGGAGCUCGUGGUGCAAGCCCUGCUCAACCACGGAGCCAUCCGCGUCUGGCCUGGCUCCCUGCUCAAGGUGCUGCGGUACUGCCAUACCUGCCCGCGGGUCAUCGAGGCCCUGAUGAACAGCUACGAUCACGUGCGUGUCUCCGAGGAGUGGGUGGAAGCGGUUCCGGUGGAGGUUGUACAGAAAUACCCACGUUUCUACCAGUCGCUUUUCUCCCUGGAGCAAAGACCUCGCUCCUUGCAGCACCUGGCUCGCUGCACGCUCAGGACUUUCCUGGAGGGCCGAUUGCUUCAGGUCCUGUCUCAGCUGCAGCUGCCUAGCGCCUUGCACCGUUUUCUGCUGCUCAGCUUUGAGGACGUUCUCUACUAA